Messenger RNA from Diaporthe citri, 1101 nucleotides. RefSeq lists its product as uncharacterized. NCBI's taxonomy places the organism in Eukaryota, Fungi, Ascomycota, Sordariomycetes, Diaporthales, Diaporthaceae. The coding region runs from base 1 to 1101 and encodes 366 amino acids. The record is from RefSeq and is a predicted model, not a curated record. Gene Ontology annotation, molecular function: oxidoreductase activity, acting on paired donors, with incorporation or reduction of molecular oxygen; monooxygenase activity; heme binding. The transcript is spliced from 3 exons.
AUGACAGGGACCGGGCCGGUUGUGGUGCUGCCGAAUCGUUUUGCCAACGAGGUCCGCAACAACAAGAGCCUGAGCUUCAACCGAUAUUUCGACAAGGACUUCUUCGUCAACUACCCCGGGUUCGAGGCAUGCCGCACCGGCUACAAGGACGGCACAUUCAUUCAGGAGGUCGUCAGGACAAAGCUUACCCAGUCCCUUGGGCUGGUCACCAAGGAUCUGGUCGAUGAGAUGACGGAUACUUGCCAACACGUCCUCGGGAACGACGCCCAAUUUCACGAGAUUUGCGUAAAACAAGCCACAUCAAAGAUCGUCGCAAAGCUGUCAUCCCGCGUCUUCCUCGGGAAGAACCUGGCGCGCAACGACAAAUGGCUGCGCAUCGCGGCGUCCUACACCCACGACUCCUACUCGGCUGCUCACGAGCUCCGCCAGUGGAACAUGUUACUACGGCCUUUUGCCUCCAGCUUCCUGCCGAACCUCCGCCGACUCCGCCGCGAGGUGCAGGAGGCCACCAGCUUGAUCAUGCCUGAGGUUGGGCUGCGGAAGGCCGUUGUCGAUGAGGCUCUGAAGGCAGGCAAUAAGCCUCCCAAAUCGGCAGACGCCAUCGGGUGGAUGCACGAGGUCUGCCGAGGCCGUCAGGUCAACUACGUCCACGGGCAGCUUUUCUUGAGCUUCGCCGCCAUUCAUACAACCACAGAGACUAUAACAGGCUGCCUGUUUGAUAUCUCCUAUUAUCCACAGAUCGUCCAGCCUCUUCGAGAAGAGAUCAUUCAGGUCCUGGGGCAGGAAGGCUGGUCCAGGACUGCGCUUCACAAAUUGAAGCUCCUGGACAGCUUCAUGAAGGAGAGUCAACGCAGACACCCCAUGGGUACCACAUCGAUGCAUCGCCACGCUGACGCAGACAUCCAACUGUCUGACGGGAGCCUCAUCAGAAAGGGCACCCGAGUCAUGGUUUCGGCAAGCACCUUCAUGAAUCCAGAGGUCUACCCAGACCCCGAGAAGUAUGACAUCUACCGCUUCUACAACCUCAGGAGCGCGCCGGGCCAGGAGAAUGCGUAUCAGAGGCGCCAGGAGGAACUCAACUUGGAUACUCUUGACUGCUAG